UUUGGGGUUGAUGUCACGUUUACUAGUACAUAUGGUAUUGUGUUUCAGUACUGUAGUAUGGAAUUCUCAAACAUUCUUUAGCUGUAACUUUGGACUAUUUAGCUACCGUUUGUGAGCGUGGUGCACUCUUAUUGGAGCAUGGUGCACUCUUACUGGAGCGUGGUGCACUCUUACUGGAGCGUGGCGCAGUGUCACAUUGGCACGCUGUAGUGAGAACCUUGGGUAUGUGACAUCUGUAUCUUCUUGAAAUUGGGCAGACAGCACAAACAUUAGCCUGAUUAGGUGAUGACCAUAUUCUGUGCUGACCCCAACUUUCUGUGGCAUCAUCAUAUGUGUGGUCUCUCUGUCUGCAAUGUAGUACAUUUGCAUUCACUCGUUAUCCAUGCGCCUAUCGUGUGAUGGCUCCAUUUCUAGUAUAAGAUUUACUACUUGUGGACUUCUGAUGUGUCAUGUCUCGUGAUAACUAAAUUGCAACAAUGAGAUGUCUAUUUUAUGAAAACGUUUUAGCUCAUGAAGGUACACUAGACACUUAGAAGGUAAAGCUGUUUUUGUUGAAUUUUUGCAUGCAAAUUUUUUUGAGUUGCCAUGUACGUGUUGUGUACAAUGUCUAGCUGUAGUAGUGUAGUUACAAAUGCCCGUAGUAAAUGUAGUUUAUCUUCUUGUUUUAAGAAUUAUGAUCGCUUGAAUGUUCGUACAUCUCAUUACACACCUUUGGCUUGUGGCUGCUCACCUCUGAAACGUCCUGUACAUGAAUAUGUUCGAAGUGGUUUUAUUAAUCUUGACAAGCCAGCCAACCCAUCAUCACAUGAGGUUGUAGCUUGGGUUCGACGGAUACUUCGUGUGGAGAAAACUGGACACAGUGGGACAUUAGAUCCCAAGGUGACUGGAUGUCUUAUCGUGUGCAUUGCACGAGCAACACGACUAGUUAAGUCACAACAAGGAGCUGGCAAAGAAUAUGUAGGCGUAAUACGUUUACAUGGACCUGUAGAGAGUGAGGCAAAAGUAGCACGAGUAAUUGAAACUCUUACUGGUGCAUUGUUUCAACGGCCACCAUUGAUAUCAGCUGUGAAGAGGCAGUUGAGAGUUAGAACAGUGUAUGAGAGUAAGCUUAUAGAAUUUGAAAAGGAUAGAAAUCUUGUUGUGUUUUGGGUAAGUUGUGAAGCAGGGACAUACAUUAGAACUCUCUGUGUGCAUGUCGGACUGUUACUCGGUGUUGGAGCUCAUAUGCAGGAGCUACGGCGAACAAGAUCAGGAAUACAGUCAGAAAAGGAUUUAGUGACCAUGCACGAUGUAUUGGAUGCACAGUAUGUGUACGACACAGCCAAAGAUGAGUCAUACUUGCGGAGAGUUAUUCGUCCACUUGAAGGACUUUUGACUAACCACAAACGACUUGUUGUGAAAGACAGCACAGUAAAUGCUAUCUGUUAUGGUGCAAAACUUAUGUUACCUGGUUUGUUACGAUAUGAAGAUGGCAUUGAAUUAAAUAGUGAAGUUGUCAUGAUGACUACGAAGGGUGAAGCUAUUGCUUUAGGAAUUGCUCUGAUGACAACAGCUGAGAUGGCAACAUGUGACCAUGGAGUUGUUGCAAAGAUUAAGCGAGUUAUAAUGGAGAGAGACACAUAUCCUAGAAAGUGGGGACUUGGUCCUGUGGCAUUGGUCAAGAAGAAAUUAAAAGCUGCAGGGAAACUGGACAAGUAUGGUCGUACAACAAGUGAAACUCCUGAUCUGUGGAAGAAAAUGUUUCCUGAGACAAGCAGGUCUGAUGUGGCUGAAGGAGGUGAAGAGGAGACAAUGCUUACUGAAACAGAAAAAAUGCCAAAGAAGCGGAAACAUGAAAACAAUGGCAGUAGUGAUGAGGAGGCUAAGCCCAAAAAGAGAAACAAGAAAGAGAAGAAACACAACAAAGAAGAGCCACAGCCUGAAGUUAAUGAAUUGGAAAGUCUUGCUAAGGAAAGCAAGAAGCGAAAGAAGCACAAAAAGAUGAAGGAAGACAAAGGCAGUGAUGACGUGCAGACCUGAGCUAAAUGCUGACGCAGUGGUCAUAGAUUGUUGUAAAUUGAGUAGUCAAUAAUCAGUGAGCUUGGAUGUUGAGAAAUCCGUACUCAGUACGAUUCUCAAAACUAAAGAAUUUUGUUUUAGACCUGGCAGGAUUUGCGACGCACUAAUAGAAUCACAAAGAAUUACUCUUUGUUUUGUGAUUUGA
Messenger RNA from Corticium candelabrum, 2203 nucleotides. Its product is annotated as H/ACA ribonucleoprotein complex subunit DKC1-like. The transcript has 12 exons. Lineage: Eukaryota; Metazoa; Porifera; Homoscleromorpha; Homosclerophorida; Plakinidae. Gene Ontology annotation, molecular function: RNA binding; pseudouridine synthase activity. The record is from RefSeq and is a predicted model, not a curated record. The coding region runs from base 586 to 2019 and encodes 477 amino acids. Gene Ontology annotation, biological process: rRNA pseudouridine synthesis; box H/ACA sno(s)RNA 3'-end processing; snRNA pseudouridine synthesis. Gene Ontology annotation, cellular component: box H/ACA snoRNP complex.